Anolis carolinensis (green anole) is the source of this 3450-nucleotide messenger RNA. It is a transcript of the gene simc1, whose product is annotated as SUMO interacting motifs containing 1. The record is from RefSeq and is a predicted model, not a curated record. The coding region runs from base 1162 to 3225 and encodes 687 amino acids. Gene Ontology annotation, molecular function: SUMO polymer binding. Lineage: Eukaryota; Metazoa; Chordata; Lepidosauria; Squamata; Anolidae. The transcript is spliced from 10 exons.
CCUUCCCCUGGAGUGGGCAAGUUGCGCCUAUAUCCCACCCCGGGCCUCUCCUCAUCCCCAGGUUUAGCAGGCUGAGGAAGAACCGCAGUGGCGUGGUGCUUUGAGCAUGAACUAUGCCUGCCUCCUCGAAGGAAUGCUGUUUGACACCGCUUGAACUGCCAUGGCCCAAUGCUGUGGAAUCAUGGGAGAUGUAGUUUGGUGAGGCACGCAGCCCUCUCUAGCAGAGAAGGCUAAAGGCCUUGCGAAAUUACAACUCCCGUGAUUGCGUUGAGCCAGUGGUGUCGAACUGCAUUAAUUCUACAGCAGGCCUGGGGAAACUUCGCCCCCCCCCCAGGUGCGUUGGACUUGGGUAGGCUGUUAGGAAAUGUGGGAGUUGGAGUCCAAAACACCCGGAGGGCCGAAGUUUGCCCAGGCCUGUUCUAGUGUAUAUUAGUGGUGCCCAGGAUCAUAGCCAGAAAAAAAAGUUGGGGGGGUUGAUUUUUUUUUUUUAGCGAAUCAUGAACGCGAAAUAAUUUAGAAAUCAGGCUCCAUCGAUAAACUUCAUGGGGAUUUGGUUAAUCAGUUAACAUUCAUGAGUAAUCCGGGUUUUUUUUUUUUAAAAAAGCCUGAAAAAUUUCGUGGGAGGGGGCUUGAACCUCUACCCCCCUCCCCGGCCCGGCUACAGUCCUGGUGGUACCCAACCUUUGGUCUUCCAGGUAUUUUUGAUUUCAUCUCCCAGAAAUCCCAGCCAGUUUAGGAAUUGUGGGAGCUGAAGUCCAAAACACCUGGUUGAGUGGUUCUCAACCUGUGGGUCCUCAGGUACUUUGGCCUACAACUCCCAGAAGUCCCAGCCAGUUUACCAGCUGUUGGGAUUUCUGGGAGUUGAAGGCCAAAACAUCUGGGGACCCACAGGCUGAGAACCUUCUAUAUACCUUCUGAGGUAUCAAGCAACUGUUACCAUCAGCAAGUUCUGAAAUGUUUUGCCCCAAUCUCCUUGUUUAUAUUUUGAACCCAUUGGCUCAAAUCCUAUCGUGCCGAGAGGCAUCCCUUUCUCUUCGGGCACACAGAUACCGACAGCUACCGCUUCUUCAAAAGAAGCGCCAGAGGGCACCUUCUUUGGCCCCGCCCCCACCCUGAGCCAGCCACGCCUCCUAGUGGGCGGAACCACGGCGAGAGACCAGCAUGGACGCGGACGAUAUCAUUUAUUUGUCGUCCGUCCCGGCCAAGGCUCCGUGCCCGCAGGAGCCCCUGGAGGUUAUUGAUCUCACUGAAGAUGACUGCUUUAUUGUGAAAACAACAACAUACAGUGACUUGGAUGUGAUUGAUCUGAUAGAGACUGAGAAUAUGAUAGUCAGCCCUCUUCAUGAUAGUGGCUACAUCCCUCAAGACGUAAAGCACUCCCCUCCAGUCAGUAACCAGCCUAAAGGAUUUCCUAAAAUUCUUACUACAGCAGACCCUGAGAUCCGACUUGGUGCACCUACUGGAACAUGGAAUGGAGACAGUGGUUCAGUUUACUUCAAGAAAGAGCCAGUGGAGACACCCUGUUUCCAAAACAGCAGCUUCUCUCCCACCACCAACUGUGGUCAGGACUUGGAAAACAGUAGUCGCACCACUUAUAACAGUGAUUUGGGCUCCUUGGGAAGUCCUCAACUGGAAUCAGACAUUUUUUCCUUUUCUUCAACCAACGAGAGCAAUGAAUGUCAAAUGUUCCAGGACUAUAUAGAAGAGUCUCCCAAACCUUGCACACCUGACAGAGCUCCCAGCCCGCAGCCCUCACCGCUGCAUCAGAAACAUUCCCCAAGUCCAUCCCCCUCCUACUCUCCUGUGGAUACUUCCCCAUUCCAGACAGAAAUUGUCCAGUCUUUGCUAGAGGCAAAGAACCUAGCACCAAAUGCUGUGACACUGAACGUCCAGCAACCAGCUAAGAGGAUUGACAUCAGGGUUUGGUUGAAAACGUUGCAGUAUUUCCAGGGAUUGCCUGUACAUCAUCCCUUUCUCCAAAGUGUGAUGCGGGAAGCAGCACAGAACAAGCAGCUGAAAGCAAAGCCUAUCCCAUGUCGGAAACUGUCCAUGGUCUCCAGCACUAUUGAAGAGAACUUCUUCCACGGAACGUUGGACUCCUUAAUGGAUUAUGUGUCCUCCCAGUACUAUCCUCCAAAAGAAGUCACCUCAUGUGUGGUGAGGAAGAUCCUGCUGGGCCCAAAGUAUGAAAACAUACAGGAAGAUAUACGGAAGGAUGCUUACACAUUGUUGGUGAAAAUUCAAGCACUUCAUCCCGCAAAGGUUGACACUGUGGUAUGGGAUUGGCCAUUGCUACGUGAAGUCAUGGAAGAAGAGGAAGGAAAAUUUCCUGGACGACUCCUGUUCUUGCAGUAUGUAAUCCAGACCUUAGAAGAUGACUUCCAGAGAACAAUCAGAAUCGGCCUUCUGCACAGAUCCAUUGCCAAAGCAGUGCUUUCCUGUGAUUACUGUUCCAGUAACAUAAAGGAAGUGGUUGAAUGGUUAAUAUCUGCAGUCACUGAAGUAAAGCUUUCCGAAUGCAGAAGACAUAAUUCAUUAGAAACAUCCCAGGACAACAGCAGCAGCUCCACACGACAUUUGCACCUAGACCAGAGUACACAAAGGGAAGAUGCCUCUUUGCCAUGGCAGACUGAAACGGAAAUAGCACUUUUACAGAGGAUGCUGUCUAUAGCUGUGGAAGUGGACAAGUCUCCAAACUGCAGUGCCCACAAGAUUGCCCAUAUUGUUUUUUCUUCAUUGUUGAAUAUUCCGAAGCGCUGCCAGAGGGAAGCCUUUCUAAGCAGCAUGGAAUGCCAUCUCCUACGAUGCAGAGUGCUGGAGCUCCUUUUUAAGCAUAGUACUGUUCCCACUAAGGGUCCCUUGUCUUUGAACAGGAUUUUAAAGUUGCUGCAAAGCUUUUCUCUACCACUAAUAUACCAGGACAAUGGAGCAACGUGGCAGGGGUGGGAUGAGAUGCUUUACCAUUUGAAUUUGUUGUUGCAGAGUUAUUGCAGCAUAAUCCUAGGGCACUUAAGAAGCCCAGUCUAUGAACGGAUCAAUUUAAUUAUAAAGGGUGCUAAACCCAAAUUACAGUCACAAGACUAUAUUAAAGAAAGUGAUGUAAAGUGCAGAAUUCAAAGCUUCAAAAAGCAUCUUUCUAAAACUAUUCAGCAGCCAAUCCCAUCAUCCAUCAUAGAAAAAAUAGAACUACUUCAGAUACAGCUACUUACUGCUCUGGAUAUCUAAAGGAUGACUGCUGGACUGCUAAAAAGAGGAGCUUCUUUCAAGCAGAAAUACCAAACUAUGAAUUUCAAAUAAUUCUCAAAAGAAACACUGGUUUCAAUCCCAUUUUUACAUUGUUGUGAGAUUGUCAAAGCAAUUGAAAGUCUUCAGUUUAGCCUGAAAUUGGUCUGUGACUGUUUCCAUGUGGAUUUUGUACUGCUUUUGUAAUAAAUUAUUUUAUUACUUAUA